GUGUGGUAGUUUGAUCCGAAGCUCCAACGAGUGUUUCUUUAAGUGCGUGUGGGGAGUUUUCCUGCACCGGGUGAUAGGAGGGGUUGGAGAGUGACGCUGGCUGCGCCUUGGUGCUGAGCGGAGCGCUCACCUGCAGAUGAGAGAGCCGGGGAAACUCGGGGCAGAGCUGCAGCACACUCACGGAGCGCGCGGAGGGACGUAUCAAACAGUCUGACCAAGAAGGGGGGGAAUUACACAAUUAUUGGAGAAGAAUUAGGAGUCGACCCUCUUUCUGGUUCCUCGUCCAGGCAGCCCUGACGCGCUUGCUCGCCACGAUGAGAACUGACUUCGCUCUGGUCCUGACAGCAGUCCUUCUUUCUGCCACAUUCAGGAGGAAUAAUGGGGAGCAUGCUUCCAAAGGUCCCUGCCGACCAGGCUUCUCACAAAGCUUCUACUCUGUGCUGAUUUCAAGGGAUGUACUGCAAGGCCAAGGCAUACUUAAAGAUACCACACUAUCAUCACAAAAAGUGAAGUUUGAUGAUUGCAUGGGCAACAAAGCGGUGGUUUUCCAGAGCAGUAACCCCAUCUUCAGCGUGCAGACAGAUGGGUCCAUCUUUGCCCAGGGAGAGGGAGCCAGCCUAGAUGAACCAGUCCAGUUUAAACUGACAACAAGUGGUCCACACACACAUGUCUGGGAGACUGUGGUCCAAUUGUCACUGACUGACCUACCAUCACCUCAACAAAAUGAAAAUGAGGUCACAACGGAAGAGGGGAAAGUCGUCGAGAGAAAAGAGAGGACGGACGUGUUCCAAGCACCACCUCCUCUCAUCAUGUUCUCAGGGUCUGGCCUGAACAGCUCCAAGGGUCUACGGAGGCAGAAGAGGGACUGGGUGAUCCCACCAAUCAACGUGGCAGAGAAUUCUCGAGGACCGUUCCCUCAGAUGCUCGUCAGCAUUCGUUCAGACCAGGACCAGGACAUCUCGAUCCGAUAUAGCAUCACAGGGGUGGGAGCAGAUCAACCACCCAAUGAGGUCUUCAACAUUGACCCCGUGCUCGGGAAGAUGUUCGUCACCAAACCUCUCGAUCGAGAACAUCGCUCUUCUUACCAUUUACGUGCCCAUGCUGUGGACAUGAAUGGGAACCAGGUCGAGAACCCCAUCGAUCUGUACAUCUUCGUCAUUGACAUGAAUGACAACAGACCCGAGUUCAAAAACCAGGUCUACAAUGGCUCUGUGGAUGAAGGCUCUAAACCAGGAACAUAUGUGAUGCACCUGUCGGCGUUUGAUGCCGACGACAACAUCACCGCUAAUGGAAUGGUGCGCUAUCGAAUCCUUUCCCAGACGCCGCACAGCCCCAUCCCUAACAUGUUCACAAUCAACAGUGAGACUGGAGAUAUUGUGACGGUGGCACCCGGUCUUGAUCGAGAGAAAGUGUCCCAGUAUACCAUCAUCGUGCAGGCCACGGACAUGGAGGGCAACCUGAACUUUGGCCUUUCCAACACAGCCACCGCCAUCAUCACUGUCACAGACAUCAACGACAACCCUCCCAUGCUGACCUCCAGAACUUUUUCCGGUGAGGUCCCAGAAAAUCGAGUGGAUGUUGUGGUGACUAAUCUGACGGUGAUAGAUGCUGACCAGCCACACUCACCUAACUGGAACGCCAUCUACAGGAUCAUCAGCGGAGACCCAUCGGGGCACUUCACCAUCCGCACUGACCCCGUCACUAAUGAUGGCAUGGUCACGGUGGUUAAGCCAGUAGACUUUGAGAUGAACCGUGCCUUCAUGCUGACGGUGGUGGUGUCCAACCAGGCCCACCUAGCUAGCGGCAUCCAGUCGUCACUCCAGUCCACAGCAGGGGUCACCAUAUCUGUCCAGGACGUCAACGAACCCCCUUACUUCCCCACCAACCCAAAACACAUCCGCUUUGAGGAGGGUGUCCCUGCUGGCACCAGCCUGACGACCUUCUCGGCCUCAGAUCCCGACCGACUACAGAUGCAGCAGAUAAUCAGGUAUUCAAAGCUGAAUGACCCCGCGGACUGGUUGUCCAUCAACAGAACCAAUGGUCAGAUAAUAACCACAGCAAUGCUCGACCGGGAGUCCGUCUAUGUCAAAAACAAUAUAUAUGAAGCCACAUUCCUGGCAACAGACAAUGGCUCUCCUGCAGCCAGCGGCACAGGCACACUGCAGAUCUAUCUGAUAGAUAUUAAUGACAACCCCCCAGCGCUCAUACCCAGGGAGUCUCAGAUCUGUGAGAGGAUGAACAAGAAUGUCAACGGUGUCAACAUCACUGCUGCUGAUGCCGACACGGACCCCAACGCUGGACCCUUUGUCUUCGAGCUGCCCAACUUCCCCAUCAGCAUCAGACGCAACUGGACGAUUUCUAGGAUCAGCGGCGACUACGCCCGUCUGGGUCUGCGGUACCAGAUAUAUUUAGAGCCGGGAGUGUAUGAGGUCCCUGUAAUUGUGUCAGACUCAGGGAACCCUCCAUUGUCCAAUAGGUCACUCAUCAAAGUGAAGGUGUGUCCCUGCGAUGAAAACGGAGACUGCACCACUCUCGGGGCCGUGGCAGCCGCCGGCCUCGGAACUGGAGCCAUCAUGUCCAUCCUGAUCUGCAUCAUCAUACUGCUCAGCAUGGUGCUCUUGUUUGUGGUGUGGAUCAAGCGCAGAGAGAAGGAGAGGCAGACAAAGCAGCUGCUAAUUGACCCUGAAGACGAUGUCAGAGACAACAUCCUCAAAUACGAUGAAGAGGGAGGAGGAGAAGAGGACCAGGACUAUGACCUGAGCCAGCUGCAGCAGCCCGACUCCUUGGAGCAUAUCAUCAGCAAGCCGCCUGGUGUCCGCCGGGUGGAUGAGCGUCCCAUCAUCCCUGAAUCCCAGUAUCCAAUUAGACCUGUCGUGCCCCAUCCUGGAGACAUCGGGGACUUCAUCCACGAGGGUCUGCGAGCAGCAGACAACGACCCCACUGCUCCUCCUUAUGACUCCCUGCUGGUGUUUGACUAUGAGGGCAGCGGCUCCACCGCUGGCUCUGUCAGCUCGCUUAACUCCUCCAGCACGGGGGACCAGGACUAUGACUACCUCAACGACUGGGGCCCACGCUUCAAGAAGCUGGCUGACAUGUACGGAGGAGGGGAUGAUGAUUAAAUCUGCCCAGUCACACAUGCACACACACACACGCACACACACGCACACACACAUACCCUCGUCCCGUCAGCUGGCCUGCCAUGCUCUGUCCCUAUAACAUAUGGGGCUAUUACACCCUUAUUGAACACACGACUUGUUCACACUGACCAACUGACUGACCAACCAACCAAUCAAAUUACCCACCACAGAGGACCAGUCCCGUGAGUCAGUUUCGGGUGCUCUUCUCAACCUUCACCUGCUCUAAGCUCGUCUUAGACUGAAACGGAAGCUCUGAAUUGCAGGCUUCUCAUAGUUUGUAUUUUCAAACUCUUGUGCUUUUGUUUCAGUUUAGGUUUUAUGCUAGAUGUAGGUUUUAGUAACUUUUGUCUGACUUUGUUUUUCCUUUAGAUUUUGCAGCUUUUUUUUUUUUUUUUUUUGUCCUCACUCCCCUUAGAUUUGAGUCGAUUCCUAAGGGUUUUCACUUUUCCCUCGCUGUCAGCCCCUGCCUGCCUCUCUGCAGAAGCUUUAGGUUGAGCUUCUUGCUUUGUCUGAGGGGAACAAAAGGAAUAAAAUGAAGAACACAGAUAUGAAAGUCCUUCUUUCUUGAACUUGAAUUACUUAGAACAGAAGCACUGUUGUUUAAAAAGUGCCUUCAGUGGUGCGUAUUUUAGCAGACUCCCGCUAACUCAGGAUUGGUUGCCAUUUUCUGGGCUUAUGUGCCCUCAUAUGACCCUUGACCCUUUAACUCAGACCUUCCCUUGUCAUUUCUGUGGUCCUGCAGGGCUGUGGUAGCUGCGGGAGAUGUCAGUGCUGGUUUAAGAGGAGCAUUGACUGGCUUACGAGGGCGCUUUAUGUAGACGUACUGUACAUAGGCCUACAGUGUGUCUGUAAGUUAUGGACAAAUCAUUAACUUUUCAAGUCAGGCAUAUCUGUGCUCUUAGAUCACAGCCAACUUGAAUGUGGUUACUGAAAUCACAAAAAUACAUUAUGGGACUGUCUUAGAGAAGAAAUGCAUUGCGUGUCUUUGUUUAUUGUGGCUUCAAUAGCAGCUGUGUUUGUUUUGAGCUCUGAGUAUUUGCACCUAAAUUCUGAAGAUUGACAAGUCAAGUGUGUUACCUCCAUAAUGUUACUGUAUAUGAAGAACAUAUGAGGGUUAUUUAAGGAGACUUUGGUUUGCAUGUUUAUCCCUACACCCAAAGGUUAUUAACAUGGCACCAGUUAUUUGUGGUAAAUGUGUCAAAGAAAACUAUGUAAACUGUACAAACAUGAGGGAAAAGAAAAUACUAGAUAACUUUAAAUAGCUCUGAUAGCGUUACAUGCAGAGUUGUGAGCUUGUCUGAGCCACAUUCCGAGUCCCGCUCUUUUUUUUCUUCUUUUUUUUUUUUCUUUUUUUUUGUUUUUUUUUUGUGUUGUUGAUUCACUGUUGUUUCUCGACAAACUUUUAAUAUACAAACUUUGGUGCUGGUCCCUGUCACAGAAACUGGGGGAAUUGAGCCUCAGCCAGGGAUUUAGCGCCUUCACAAUCUGUCUCUCUUCAGGCAGCAUUUCAUUCAUCUCAAAUUUUCUCCUGAAAUUUUUGGCUGCAAGUUCAAGAGGUUUUGAGAAGAAGUUAGAGGAAGGGAAAGUCUCUUAAGAAGUUCUGCACUUUAUCAAAGCAGACUUGCAAAACUAAAGCUUCAGUAAUAGUGCUUUAAAAGACAGACACUUUGAAAGACAGUUGUGUUGUGACUUAAUGAAAAGGCAGCACUACCCAUGGGCUUUUGUAAUUAUAUUUCAGCCCCCCAGAAUUGCAUAUACAUAGAGAACUGGGGGGGGGGGCUUUAUUCUUUGUAUUAAAUUAUUUAAAUAUGCAAAACAUUUCACAGAAAGACCGGGGAGAUGCUGGUGUAUGAUAGAAAGGUUUAAUCAUUCCUUAUCUUCCUAGUACCCAUUGAAAUGCUCCUUGGUGGUAGCCAGUUUCAACUUGAUGUGGACUGACCAGAUCUUUUAUUAAUUAUGAAUAUGAUAAAUGCGUUGAGGAAAUCUUGGUAAUGACAGUGUUAUUCAGAUGAUGUGAUGGCAAGGAUUCUCCUCUCAUAUUCUUUUGUAUCCUGCUGCUUUUCAACUGUUUCCCACCUGCUAACGGUUCAUUUAAAGAAUCGCUAGUGUUCCAAAUGGUCAUAAAAAUGGUCAAAUGAGCCCACUGCGGGGAAUGAGUAUAAUUUGAGAGUGGAUAGAAAAGAAUUGAGAGAUAAAUGGAAAACAUUACCUGUUAAUGCACAUAUUCAUCAUGCCAUUAAAAAGAAAUAAGGAUGAGAGUGUGAUUUGACUAUAAACAAGGGACGGAAGGUCAAAUUAUGAUUAAUAAGGUCAACAGGGUAGGAAUCUCUUGAUUUAGAUUCAUAGAUGAAUGGGUUUAAAUUGCACCUUGCAUUACAGAAACUGACAACAGCGAUUUUUCAGGACAGCUGUCAGCUGAGACAGUAGACAUGAGAAAAGCAGUGGUUUCCACAGCCUGCUGUUGGAUAAGCUCUUAUCUAUCCAAUUGCUCGUCAGCAUACAGAAUAUCUUCGCAAAAUAAACACAGCUGUUACUUUCUGCUAUUUGUGAUUAUUUCUGACUUAUAAAUGUUGUAUAUACAGAUCAUUUUCUAUACAUUUGGUGAAAUGAUUUAUCUGUUUCUGUGUGGUCUUUUCCAUUUUCUUGCACUCUAGUUUUGUUUCAAAUGAAAACUUGGCAAGGUAUAUCUCACCACAGAAAGCCAUGUGCAUUUAAGAGAAUCAAUAUGAUUCUAAAUGGGCUUACAGCCAUACUCGUGUCGCUGUUCAAGUAAAUCAUGGUGAAAAGGUCCCAUUUCAAACCCACCUGUACAGUCUAUACUAGCACACACUCACUCCUCUAGGCCUUACUGUAUAUAUGUGAGUGUUCAAUAUUAUAUAAACCCUUUCAGCAUUGUUCUGAUACAGCCGCAGAGCUCCAACAUUACUGAAGCCCAUCCGUAUCCAUUCACAGGAUAAAAACAUGCUCAUGUUGUCUUAUCAGAUGUUCAGACUGGCUUCAGGUCCAAACAUUGCAGGAGCCCCCACUCUCUCACACACACACACACACACACACACACACACACACACACACACACACACACACACACACACACACACACACACAUACAUACACACACACACACACACACACGACACAUACAUACAUGACACAUACAUGACACAAUGCCAUUAUGAUACUGAAUGUUAUCAAUGACUCGCAAUGACACAUGGCAGCAAAUCAUCAGUGGAGUUGGUCAAAGUUGACCCCCAUUAAAAUGCAAUUUAUGAUGGGAAAUGAAGCAAGAUUGAUCAUUACUUGUUACAUACUUGGUCCACUUGUCUUAUUGAUGUUCCCUUGCUAAAGUGAGGGGAGAAUUGGCAAAUGAGAAUGAAGGAAGAACCAUCACACUGUUGUAGUCCAUCCCUGUCUUCUGGCUGUGUCGGCUCUACUGCCUCUCUGACUGGUGUUAGUUAAUGGACGCUCACUCGGUCUCACUCUGGACACUGCCUGACCAUGGACACACACAUGACGGGAGGCUUCAGCAGAAGCCAGACUUUUGUCUUGCUUUGGCCAGAAACAUACAGACAGGCAGCAGUGUUUCAUUCAAGUCCCCCCGAUACUGCUCAAGUCCAAGUGUACAUAGUGUAGUAUUUGCUUGAAGCUAAACAGACUGAGUUAGGCAAACUGUAACUGUACAAUUGGAGCUUUUUGCAUGUGUCUUUUUAUAAUGGACAGAUGAGUUCUAUUACAGUAAUCAUAUAACAUUUUAAAAUGUGUCGCAGCCCGCAUGACCGAGGUUGCAGUCCAGAAGGGAUUCUGGUGUACCAUACUCACAUAAUUUCAAAUGGAGGAGAAAAAAAAGUUGAAAAAAUAAUUGCACAGUUAUUGAGUCAAAAGACUUCUUUUGUAAAUUGUCAACAGCACAAAUAUUUUGUAUUGUUGUUUGUACCAUUUUGUAAGAAAAUGAAGGGAAAAAAACAAACAAAAAAAUGGAAAGAGUCUGUUGUUUCAAGCGUGUGUUUAUAGUGCCACUGCAAUCUUGGUUUCCAAAUACCGUACAGUACAUGCGCAGCCUUGCAGAUCAACCUUGUAAUAUAGACGCUGAGCUGGAGACUCCCUGUCAGCACCAUGUGUUAUAAAUAAAAUUUCCCCUCCUUAUAAGAA
This is a messenger RNA of Seriola aureovittata, 7283 nucleotides long. Its product is annotated as cadherin-4-like. Gene Ontology annotation, molecular function: calcium ion binding; cadherin binding. Gene Ontology annotation, cellular component: adherens junction; catenin complex; plasma membrane. The record is from RefSeq and is a predicted model, not a curated record. Gene Ontology annotation, biological process: cell morphogenesis; homophilic cell-cell adhesion; cell-cell junction assembly. The transcript has 17 exons. Lineage: Eukaryota; Metazoa; Chordata; Actinopteri; Carangiformes; Carangidae. The coding region runs from base 315 to 3119 and encodes 934 amino acids.